ACCGAAUCAUAAAAAAGAUUAUAGAUCUUUAAGCGUUAUUCUUUUUUCUUUCAGAAUAGUGAUAAAUCCAAGUUAAAAAGUGAUAUUUUGAGACGGUUUAACUCGUUAAAAAGGAAAUAAAGUAGAAAGGAAAAUCAGUGGUUGUAAAACAUUAUAAAAGGAGGGCUCUUUUGGUUCAUUCACACAUUCAUCAACGCUUUUUGAUUCAGCUGAGUUCAAGAUUUGCUUCUAAAACUUUCUUUCUUCGAUAAUAUUUGUGAUCUUUCGUGUUAUAAUGGCGACAAGAACGAGGAUCUUCAGCUUCGUGUUCAUGAUGAUGAGCUUCACGGUUCUCUUGGGUUGCUGCUGCUCGGCUAGGAUCUACAAAGUUGGAGACUACGAAGGAUGGACUGCCAAGGACGAUGUCUAUUACGCUUGGGCUGAGACCGACCAUAAGGAGUUCCACGUGGGAGAUUCACUGAUCUUUGAAUACGAUCCCAUCAUCAAUGACGUGACUCAAGUUUCUGGUGCUUUAGAAUACGAGUUAUGCGACUAUUCUUCUCCAAAAGCCGUCUAUAACACAGGACACGAUGUCGUGACUCUCACGGAACCAGGUUUUCACUACUUCAUCACCUCAAACCAAACUCAAUGCGUACUGGGACAGAAGCUUGAUGUUCUUGUCAUCCAUGACCCAUCACGUCCGAUUCCUCCACCACCACCGAGCAAGAUACUUCCUGUCGGAAAGACCUACAAUGUCGGAGACUCGGAAGGAUGGAAAGUCUAUGACAGUGACUUUUAUAACAAGUGGAGCGAGGGGAAACAAUUUCAAGUUGGAGAUACUUUGCUUUUCGAAUACACCAACCAAGUAAACGACGUCUAUGAAAUCAACGGUGACCUAGAGUUCAUUACAUGCGACCCAACGUCUCUUGUAGCCGUGUACAAGACAGGACACGAUAUUGUUAGGCUGAGUGAACCAGGAGUUCAUUAUUUCAUAACCUCACAGUCGGGUUAUUGUGAGGCUGGACUUAAGCUUCGAGUGGUGGUGGGGCCACUAGCCAAAGCUGUUAUUAACCAUAAUUUUCCCAAGAAGAUCGACUUGUCAGCUAUGGAGCGUCUCAACAAUUGGUUACAGACUUUCAAACCCCAUCAUUAACCCAUCCGUUAUCUUAUUUGGUUUGAGCUUUUUUUAACCACUUUGGCGUUAUUGUCGUCUCUCUCUAGUCUCGUUUAGCUUCUUUAGUGCUUUGUUUCGAGAGUAUAUUACCAUUGUUGUAGAGUUUAUUUGUUUCGAGAAGUAUUCAAGAAAACAUCUGUUUGGUUAAACAUACCUGAACCAACAUAACUCGACUACACUUGUGUGGUUUAUCUAUCUAAAUUCUUAAGGCAUGCCUUUCGUCUCCUGUAAGGCUAGUUGCUCACUACUUUAUGUUUCUUUUAGAUAAAGUAUAUAUAUAAUGAUGUAUCUAGUAUAAUAUAUAUAUUAUUUAUUAUAUAUACAGCAUAACGUCUCUAACUCAUAGCAAUUGAGUGUGAUGAUGCUAAAAGCUACAUAUAGACGAGUAUGGUAUGCAUGGGCAUGAGCCGCCAAAAGUGAACAUAUAUAAAAAAGAGCAUUGCUUUCCUAAGUUCUUAAUGUGUAGAGGGGGUUGAUUCAGGAAUCAGGGACCAACCACCAAGUUAGAUAAUAGACAGUGCAACGGUGCAAUUUACCUGAUGUAAAACUAAAUUGUUAUAAAAAUAAAAAAUAACCUAACACUAAACUGUAGAGACUAAACAAUUAAUCAACUAACUUAAAAAAAAUAAGUCUUAAACCCUGAAAAUGAAAUCUCUACCAAAAAGUUAAUCGUUGCUCUGAUCAUUUUAUGUCUUCUUAUUUACUUAUGGGAAGGUCAUUCCAAUUAAACUAUACUGCCAUUUCAAUUCACCAUAGAUCCUCAUGCAUCGUGCGGAAUAUUCAUCAGCUAAUGCAGAUGUCAGCAACUAUAUUGUCUGUAGACUAUGUGUUUGAUGCUUCAAUGACUCAUGCAUGAUCAACGAGCCGGUUUCAAGUCAACAAACCAAGUGCAAAACGAGCAUCAUAUAUUCUCAAGUUGUACAAGUAUUUCAAGAAAAAAAAAACAUUGCAAUAGCUUAAAUCUUUAUUGGGUUUCAUGUAAGCUUUUUAUAGGGUAGACGCAUCCGCCUCAGUCAUUUUUUACUUCAGCUAUUACUGACAAACACCUCAGCUCUGAGAUUACAUAGA
Molecule: messenger RNA, 2221 nt
Organism: Brassica rapa (field mustard)
Lineage: Eukaryota; Viridiplantae; Streptophyta; Magnoliopsida; Brassicales; Brassicaceae
Product: early nodulin-55-2-like
Cellular component (GO): plasma membrane
Molecular function (GO): electron transfer activity
Source: RefSeq, a predicted model, not a curated record